AUGCCAAGCCGUCGAUCACCCUUCAAUGGCGCCACCAUGAGGCGGUACCUGCCGAACACGGGGCCCGCCGCGCGCAGUAUUGGUGCAUCGUCAAUCCUCUCGCCGACUUCCCGGCCCUUCCUCAGCUAUCGACACUUCCAUCGCACCCCGACGCCAUGCUUACCUCGUCGUCGGAACUUCUUUACCUCCAACGUCCUCUUGCAGCAGGAUGGCAGUGAACCGCAGCGAUCCUCUGCGACUGCGAAGAAGCCCGAGGACGACAAGCCGAGCAGCACAGCGAACCAGCCGGGCCAGAAGAAGCGCAAGCCGCCGCUCAAAAACUCGCUCCACCGCGUGGCUAUCGUCGCCCAGAAAGGUGUGCCCGGGAAGCCAGGACCGCCCGCCGCCGAAACCCCAACCGGCCCGGAUGGCAGCUCAAUCAUCAGCGCUGUGUGCGUCGCCGAAUCGUUCGACAUGGACAAGGUCGAGGACAUACUCAAGAACCAUGGCUUCUCUCUCGACCCCGACGGCACUGGCUUCGAGUCGCACGAAGUAGUCCACGCGCGCGGAUUCAACAACGGCGACAUCUUCGUCUUCCCUUCCGGCACCGUCGUGACCUGGGCGCUACCUGCCGACGUCGUCAACACCCUAGCCACCAAGCACCUCCUCCCCGCCGCCGAGAUGCCCCACCUUGAAGACAAGGAGGAGGAGGAUCUCGAGUUCCUGGCGGACCCGGCGCAGGAGCAGAGCAGCGUGAGCGGGGACGUGGUCGUGCUCGGCACACGUCGCGAGGUGGAAGCCGGCGACCGGCUCGACACGACCCUGGCCAAGAUCGCCUUCUCUUCCGGUCUGGCGCGCAGCACCAAGCUGGCUGUGCUGGAGAGCUCGCUGACGCGCUAUCUCGAGAGCACGCGGCACAUCCCCGACCAUCUCUCGCAGGGUCUGCGCGCGCCACUCUCGCGGGGCAUGAUUCUGCAAAAAGCCGGCGAGCUACUCAACCUGCGCAGCCAGCUGAACCACUAUAACGACCUGACGGACGCGCUGCCCGACAUCUUCUGGGAUACCGAAGAAAAGCUCGAGACGUAUUAUGCCAAGAUCGGCAAGGCGCUCGACGUCGGCGUGCGCAUCAAGACGCUCAACGACAAGAUGACGUACGCCCAGGAGGUCGUCAACGUCGCCCAGGGCGUGCUCGACAUCAGCGAGAAGAUGUCGAGCGAGAAGCACAGCACCCGCCUCGAGUGGAUCAUCAUCAUCCUCAUCGCCAUCGAGGUUGCUUUUGAACUGAGGCGCCUGUACAUGGAGCGGUACGAUGUGUUUCAGGAUGAGCUGCUCGCCGAGCUGAAGGCGCUGCGGGCUGAUAUCCGGAAGGGCGAGAGACUAGACGCCGGCUUGAAGUGAACAUGUGGCAGGGCUGGAUGAUGCCCGGUAAAUAUGAUACCCAACUCAAAUUCUAGGUGUAAUGCUGGCGAUUGAUAGACCAGAUACAAAUUAGUCAUUGAAACGACUCCCC
Molecule: messenger RNA, 1489 nt
Organism: Parathielavia appendiculata
Lineage: Eukaryota; Fungi; Ascomycota; Sordariomycetes; Sordariales; Chaetomiaceae
Exons: 2
Coding region: 1-1377 (458 amino acids)
Biological process (GO): positive regulation of mitochondrial translation
Source: RefSeq, a predicted model, not a curated record